AUGGCAGAAGCACGUAAAUUGAUGGUGCCUACUCAGGAAAAUGAGAUCAAGUCAUAGUUAAGAUAAUUAGGGUAGCUAGUAACUUAUUUUGGUGAAGGUGCUGCUGAUAGGGGAUAGCGACUACACUCAUUGUUAACAGAACACUUGAUGUAAUACGGGAGAUUGCCUUAGUUUUUUAACAAUAGAACAAUCAUAAUAUGGUGUGUUGAAUAAUUGAGGGCUGCCAAGUUAUCUUUUCACAAUGCAGCACUAAGAGUUGGGAAACAGAGAUUAAGAAGAUUGACUGUUGAGGCUUUAUAAGAAGGUUAAGGGGUGUUGGAGGAAAUGUAGAAAGUAAACCAGUGGAUCUGGAGAAUGUAAAUUGUGGGACAUUCAAACUGCCUCACUAAAGUCAAGUUUUUCGUACAUUUAACUAAGUGUCAUUCUGUUGCUUUUCAUCCUUAAUCUUUAUUAACAAUAUCUCCGUAAUCCUUUGCCAAUGUUGCCACUGCAUCAGCUGAUCUGUCAAUUAGAUUAUGGACAUUGGAUUUGGAUUAGUAAGAGUCGAUUGGAUUGAAAGGCCAUGAAGACAGGAUAAACAAAGUAAUAUUUCAUUAGGAUGGUGAAGGAUUGAUAAGUAUGGAAACUUAAACUGAAUCAAUGGUCUAGACUGGACAUUCCAGGGAAAUCUACUCAGGAGCCUUGCAUCCAGAUGGUUCCUUAUUGUUUACAGGGGAUUUAGGAGGAUUUGGAUAGAUUUGA
This is a messenger RNA of Paramecium tetraurelia, 741 nucleotides long. RefSeq lists its product as uncharacterized. The record is from RefSeq and is a predicted model, not a curated record. NCBI's taxonomy places the organism in Eukaryota, Ciliophora, Oligohymenophorea, Peniculida, Parameciidae. Gene Ontology annotation, cellular component: U4/U6 x U5 tri-snRNP complex. Gene Ontology annotation, biological process: mRNA splicing, via spliceosome. Gene Ontology annotation, molecular function: U6 snRNA binding; U4 snRNA binding; protein binding. The transcript has 4 exons.